Molecule: messenger RNA, 2904 nt
Organism: Lentinula edodes (shiitake mushroom)
Lineage: Eukaryota; Fungi; Basidiomycota; Agaricomycetes; Agaricales; Omphalotaceae
Exons: 3
Coding region: 366-2426 (686 amino acids)
Source: RefSeq, a predicted model, not a curated record
GUCUUCUUUCUCCUCAUCGAACAGUGAUUGAUCAAGAUUCAAGAUGCCCUGCUCUUUGCUUUUUUCCUCCAAAAAUCUCUCCUUCAUUGUCAGUCUGUCAGGCUUCCCAUUGUACGGUGAAGAUCGGAACUCGGCAAUAGCAUUGCCUCAACUGGAGUCACCGCGUAACGUCACCACAUAACGGAAGACAAAAAAAAAGACAAAAAACAAUAUAAUGUCUCCCUUGCUAUAAAAUGGACAUCGUACAAAAAAAAUUGUGGUUGUUGGCCCGGCCACAUUUUGCAACGGUCCAGUAAUUUGUGUUGGGCCAUCGUUCAACGACCACUUCUACGACUAUUAUCCAAUCAUUACCGCGGCCAAUUCUCAUGCUCACCAUGCCUUUCGCUUUGUUAGACCGUUUUCGAAGCAGAUUCCAACGUCAUAAGAGCUGGAGGCUAUCCAACAAGGCUCAUAACCAUUUGCAACGAAGUUCGGAAGACUCAAACGACUCGGAUUUCACCGAAGUGACUGCAAAAACCUCAUUCGAUACGGUGCUCUCCAUUUCAUCUAUAUCCACUUCUGUCUCUGCCCACUCUAUUCCCAUUCCUUCCACCGUGGAAACGGUCAUUCUUCAAACGAAUGACCAACCGUCCCCGAAGGAAGCUGCGGAGAUACAUGCCAUCCUCGAUACUAAAAGACAAAAGCUGUUCGAGUUGGAACGCAGGAAGGAAGUUCUUGAUCGACAGAGAGAGUUUUUGGACCGACAGAGACGUCUUCUAGAUGAAGAGCUCGGAGUGAUGUCUGAAGAGAUUGAUCAAUAUAGCGGAGUCGUCGGGUGUGGCAUGAGGAACAUGCCCUCAGACCUGCUAUUGGAGAUCUUCCAUCUUUAUGUAGCAGAUUCUGAAUGUACUUCGUCUCUCGGAAGCGCAACUACCCUUACGCAUGUCUGUCGCAUGUGGCGCCAGAUCGCAUUAUCCUCUCCAGCACUUUGGGUCACGCUCACUGUUCCUCACCUUACUCCACAAAUCGCUUCGAAUGUUUUCCAGCGCCUUGGUCAGGUGAAGACAGCGAUAGGAAUUCCGUUGGAGUUCAAUAUCAACCUGCGGAGGUCUACGGAUGUGCACGAUGGAGAGUUUCAACAACUAUCCUCGGAUCUAGUGAAUGCCUCUAUCGCUCAUGUGCAUCGCUGGAAAUCUUUCUCUCUUUGUUGCGAAGACGAGCUGUUCACUGCUGGGAUACACGAAGAGUUAUUCAACGAGGUUUCGGAAGCCCCACGACUUGAGGCGCUCAAAUUCGCUUUUAGCGUUCAGAAUGCGGAAUGGUCCCCGUCGUCAUGGUUACUUUCGCUAUUGCACGCAGCCCCGGUAUUGCGAUACUUGCAACUUAAACUUCCUUCGUUAUCAGUUCGGGCCCUGUCUCCAUUGUCUCUAUCCCACCUCGAGUCCUUGACCCUCGACCUCCCUACGGUCACUCCUGCUGCACUUCUUUUCCUUUUAGGAGAUGUCGCACCCAAUUUAAAAGUGUGCCACGUCAAUGUGGCUGGACUUGUCAAUUUCGAUACGGACGAGGAUGAUAACCACUUGGCGUACGUCACUUCCAUGGUUAUACAUUCCUGUCUUGAGGUUUUCGAGAUUCGUUUAUCCCGCGGCGCGUCACCGGAAGCCAUGUCUCAACUCUUCGAUAAUCUGACACUUCCAGUAGCGCGCGAAAUGCUUUUGGAGAUCGGGAAUUUUCAAGAGCCCAGUUCAGAUUCUAUCACCUUUCCCGAUGACCUCGAACUCUCCUGGCCGCACGAGUCUUUCCUUGGGCUUCUUGAGCGUGCCUCACCGUCAGUUACGUCGCUCUGUCUUGGGUUUGACCCUGCUUCACCCGAAUCUGCUGACAAUGCAUGGGGUGGCAUGGGAUCCAUUGGAGCUGAUUUAGAAGAAGAACACGUUCGAGCUUAUCUGGACUUGAAUAACGUGGGACGUAGUUUGGCCACACUGCAUGUUAGGAGGGACAGACCUGUUUGGCCUGAGUUGUUGGAGUAUCUUACCUUGUCUGCAUCACACGAAUCGUCUCACACUUGCUCGUUGGACUUGAGCAACUCGGUCAGUGAUGCCUUGGGUUCUCAGCCAUUGAGAAACUUGGAGAAUAUCGCUCUUGAUAUCGAUCCAAUAUUUCAAGUCCUACAAAUGCGGGAUUUCGUUAAGUCGCGGUGGUACGAUAAUCUUUCGUCUGAUUCCCCGCGCCCCAUCACUCGCCUGCGAAACUUCAGCAUUACACUUUGCUUCCCAGACAUACCUAAUCUGGAGUUGGAAAGUGCUUCGGCGAGGAAAGUGUUUCAGCGAAUUGCCCAGGGCGAGGAACCGGAAGACAAGCUCGAAGUGGUGUUCCACAAGAGGAGGUACACGAUGAUGCCGAUGGAUGUGCCUCUGGUUACACUGGGAAGUGAACUUAUUAUUUGAUUCGCCUAAGGAUGAAACUUUCGACCUUCAUUAUCAUCCUCUGUCACAUUUUUCUCAUUCCCUUGUUUGUCCUUUCGUUUUCAUCUUUUUCCCUUCGCUUUGUUCUGCAUUGUCUCCACCCGAUGUAUUGAUCAAGUCGUGCAUACUUGGAGUCUCAUUUUGAGACUCUGCCUCGUUUAUGUCCGCAUCAUGACUGUCACGUUGGACCAUAACCAUAGGACAUAACUUAAUCGCAAUUCUUCCUCCACGUACCAGUGUUACUGAUUCGCUACUCAAACCAUAGUAUUAAUCGUCGACUUUUGUAUCUAUAGGAUCAGUUCUUCCUUUGUUCGUUCGUUUCACGAUAUUUUAGAUAAAGUUUAGUACUCCCGCAGUGUACGAACUACCACAACUCAUUCGCCUCCAAUUCUGCUACGUCCAGUAAUACUGUACAUUACGGUUGAUCAUGUACUUUCCCUCAGUACAUAAAGACGUCAAU